This is a messenger RNA of Abrus precatorius (Indian licorice), 1195 nucleotides long. RefSeq lists its product as uncharacterized. The coding region runs from base 188 to 778 and encodes 196 amino acids. The record is from RefSeq and is a predicted model, not a curated record. NCBI's taxonomy places the organism in Eukaryota, Viridiplantae, Streptophyta, Magnoliopsida, Fabales, Fabaceae. The transcript has a single exon.
AAUUAUAUCUUCCCAACCUCCCCAUUUUUUCUCAAGAAAGGGAAAAUUAUAUAUAUUAAAAAAAAAACUUUUUCCAACCGGAAAACUCGAUCGUUGUGGGAGGCUAUUGAAAAUUAGGGUUAGGGUUCCAUUUCUUCGCCCAAAAUAGAAAGGGGGAAGAGAAAAGAAGCAGAAAAACCGUUCCUUUAUGAUUCUUUCUUCGAUUGGAAAGUUUGCUUUGAUCAUCACGCUGUUAAUCUUGGUGGUGCAAUCCUCUGCAGCGUUCCACGGCGACAUCAUGAAGGUUCACCCUGUUCCCAGAAAGCGCAACAUUACUAUUCAGUUCGGCGUCGACGGCGGAAACCCUAUGUCAGAGGCGCAAGCCUUGCUGGGGGUCGCCGGCAAAAAGCUCCGGCGACUCCCACAUGUCUUUAGCCGGGUCCUGGAACUCCCUUUCCGCUCCGAUGCUGACGUGGCGGUGGAGGAAGCUCCUGAUUGCUUCCGCUUCGUGGCGGAAACCGACGGAAUCGGUAACGUUAGGGCUUACACGGUGGAAAUCCACCCCGGCGUGACGAAGAUCGUGGUAAGGGAUGGUGAAUCGGUGGAGUUAUCGCUUGAUCAACUUGAACUUGAUAUGUGGAGGUUUCGGUUGCCGGAAUCAACGCGGCCGGAGCUGGCAAGUGCGGUGUUUGUGGACGGGGAACUCAUUGUGACGGUGCCAAAGGGCGACGAAGAAGAGAAUCGUGAAGAUGGGGAUGGUGAUAGAGGUAUGGGUGGUAGACUCGUGCUUGUACAGUGAUGAAUGAAUGAAUAAUUUUUUUGUUAACACCUUGUUGCCUUUAAAACUUGCCCUUAGUAUGUCAAUUAGAUUUCAGGUCAUUGUUGGAACUAGUUUCCCUGUUUGAUUGUUGCUAUUGUUGAAUCAGAAAAAAUGUAAACAAAAAGAGCUCUUUCUUGAGAAUGGUCUAUUCAUAGCAAGUGAAAUGCUAGCAACAUGCCCCCUUUUUUAACAUACUGAUCAUGUGAUUAUUAAAUUUUUUAAAAUAACAAAGCAUUUGUUUCGUAAAUUGAUGGCUCUUAAAACUUAAUUUGACAUUUUAUAAAUUAAUUAAUCACAUGAAAGUGUGUUGGAGAAAGUAUUUGAAAGAGCAAGUUGUUAACAUUUCUCUUCAUAGCAAUGGCAAAUUUUGGAAUAUAACUGUGGUACAUUCUGAUU